CUUUCAUCAUCCAAAUAGGGUCGAGCCCAAUAUCUCCUUCUCGGCGGAUCGACCGCCGCCGCAGAAGGCAGCGCCGCCGUCCGCCGCAACCUUCUCUCCCUCCACCACCGGACGGUGCUGCUCUACCCUCCUCCUCGAAUCGCUCAACCCUAGGUGGUGGGCGGCGGGGCGUCGUCGACAUUGGACCUCCAGGAGUUCGAGGUGGUGCAGCACAACCUCAGAAUGGCUUGGGGUCAAGGUGCUAGAAGACCCAUUGUAGGGCUUCUGUUUCGUUCUCAACAACAAGCUGCUCAGGGAUACUCUUCAGUGACAUCUCAGACUCACAUGUUGACCAGUCAUGCUCCAAAAGGUGCCAUGCUUCGUAGGGGAUUCAGCUCUGAAGUGCCUGCUUCGGAGCAAAUUAAUCUUAUUAAACAACUCCGUAUAAGAACGAGUGCUCCAUUUAAAGAUGUCAAGGCUUCCCUAGCUAGUUGCAAUUGGGAUAUUGAGGCUGCACAGAAGGACCUAAGGAAGAGAGGGGUUGUUCUUGCUGCCAAAAAAUCUUCGCGGACUGCUGCCGAAGGUUUGCUAGCUAUUGCACAAGACGAGAAAAGGGCUGCUAUUGUUGAGCUUAACUGUGAGACUGAUUUUGUGGCAAGAAAUGAUGUUUUCCAGCAUCUGGCUUCAUCUUUGGCAAAGAUGGCUUUAUCGACCCAAACUCCUGGUGAAAUGGUUUUUCCUUUUGGCCCUGAAUAUUUGGAGAACAUGAGCAUCAAUCUCGAUCACCCAAAAUUCAAUGGGGAGGCAACUGUCCAAAGUGCUGUUACAGAAGUUGCUGCCAUGGUUGGGGAGAAUGUAAAGUUCAGAAGAGGUCUUAUAUUGUCCACAAGUGGGCAUGGUGUUGUUUCAUCUUAUCUGCAUACUUGUCCUCAGCCAGGUUUGGGACGCAUGGCUGGACUUCUCACAUUGGAAGUCGAAGAUAGCAAUGCUCCCAUUGAUGCCCUCAAGAGAGUUGGCUCAUCUAUUGCAAUGCAUAUUGUUGCAGCAAAGCCAUUAUUUUUAUCAAAAGAACUGGUUCCAGCCGCAGCUUUAGAAAAUGAGCGUGACGUACUCCGAACUCAGGCUGAAAGUUCUGGGAAACCCCAAAUGGCCAUUGAGAAAAUGGUCGAAGGCCGAUUGAGGAAGUACUUUGAAGAAGCUGUGCUUUUGGAGCAAAAAUAUGUUGUCAAUGACAGCACAAACAUUAAGACCGUGCUUAAUGAUUUGUCAAAGAAUAUUGGUUCUAAAGUUACAAUAGCCAAUUUUGUCAGAAUGGAAGUUGGAGAAGGAAUUCAGAGACUUGAAGGUGCAGAUGGGUCAUAAGCUAUUGCACGCACUGCAUUGAUUGCUAGCUGAGAUGAACGAAUGGGAUGAUAUAUAUGUGAAGGUUCCUCUUCUAAGUUGGUAUCAUCUUUGAUCCAACAACGGGUGUAUUUUCUUGUAAUACUCAUCAAUCAAUUGGUUAGGAGUUUACAGUUACCUGAGAAUUUAGACGACUGAUCAUCCUUUUUUUUUUGAGAAAGACGACUGAUCAUCUUUGAUCCAACGCUAGGGUGUAUUUUCUUGUGAUAAUUAUCAAUCAGUUAGUUAGGAGUUUACCAGUGAAGCA
This is a messenger RNA of Brachypodium distachyon (stiff brome), 1627 nucleotides long. RefSeq names its product elongation factor Ts, mitochondrial. Lineage: Eukaryota; Viridiplantae; Streptophyta; Magnoliopsida; Poales; Poaceae. Bases 223 to 1341 code for a protein of 372 amino acids. Gene Ontology annotation, molecular function: translation elongation factor activity; protein binding. Gene Ontology annotation, cellular component: mitochondrial matrix. The record is from RefSeq and is a predicted model, not a curated record. Gene Ontology annotation, biological process: mitochondrial translational elongation. The transcript has 9 exons.